AUUAAAGUUACUUCAAUCUUAGUUUUUGAUAGUUAUUUUAUAGUAAAAACAAAGAAAAAAUUUAGUUAAUUCCUUUAAACAUUAAAAACACUAAGUGGAAGUGUUUGAAAUUAUCGCCCCAUAGCUGGUGCCGCUGGCGAUGAUGAAUUCUUGUUUGCCAGUGCUUGUAGCUACGGAUUCAAUGCACGGCUUCCUGAGGGACAAACAAGCCUGGGAGAAUGCAAUCUCCAUGUAUCAAGGGCCCGAUCCACUAGAUCACUGGUAUAAUUAUAUUUGCUGGUAUGAAAAUCAUUUGCGCGGUGAUCCAGAAAAUAAGUUCAGGGAAACGCUCGAACGCUGUUUAGCGCUAUUUGAACACAGUGACUUUUACAAGCAAGAUUUACGAAUGGUGCGUCUCUGGUUAAAGUACAUUGAAAUGCAAACACACCCACUGCAUUUUUAUCAAGUUUUAUACCAACGCGGUGUUGGUAGACAAGUGGCCGCGUUCUAUAUUGGUUGGGCGGGUUAUUAUCAGUCUAUUCAUGCGCUAAAAGAAGCUGAGUCUGUGUUUAGCUUAGCAUUCCAAGAAAAAGCUCAAACAUUUGAAGAACUUCACCAUGCACACAAUAAGUUCUUAUAUAUGCAAAAUGCUGCUCAAAUGGCGCUACAUCAUCAGCAACAACAACAGUUAAGCCAUCAACAAACUCAUGCGAUUCAUUAUCAACAAAGUGGACAGUGUCAAACACAACCCGUAACACAUACAAUUUCGCAGCCACAAAUUCCGCAACAAAGUCAUCCACAGCAACAAACACAAACUGCACAAAUGCAAACGCAGGCGCAGUCAUCUCAACACCAAAAUUAUCACAGACAACAAUCUUCUGCCGAUGCGACGGCUUCUAAUUCUUACUAUCAGCCACACGCGCAUGCCAGUAUGCGGUCCACGCAGAGUGAAUUGUAUCAACAGCAAGCUUACCAAAACCAAACGACUGGUUAUCAAAAUUCAACGGAACAAACUACUAACCAGUUUAACGGCGCCACUGUUAGCGUGUACCAAAAUAAUCCAGAAACUCACGCUGACGCAAGCACUUUUAAGAAUGGCACGCCGAAUGAGCGAGAAGAAUAUGGAAAAGCUAAUAGAACUACGUUACCGACAGAGGGAGGUCAUACCGUUAAAGUUGAGCCAAUAUGUGAAAAAACACUUACUCCAACAACAACGCCAAUUGSUCCCUGUAAAUUGCCGCGAAAAUUUGCCGCCUAUUGUCGCAACAAUUAUGAGACAUGGAAACCAGCACUAUUUCUAGAAGAGCCUGAAGACCCGAAUCGUCGUUGCCACUAUGCAAAGCAAUUAGUGUAUCCUGGAACAGGUGUGGAAUAUAGUCCUGAGGAGCUUAGGGCACAAAAGUUCAUAACACGUCUAACCGAAAUGCAACGUUUGAAAGAGGAAGCAGCACAGCUGAAGGCAGAAAUUACAGUAAAAACUGAGGAGAKUGAACCUACAACGCAAGAAAUACAAGAAAUAGGUGCUGUACAACAGCAACAUUUGCAACAACAUUUAGAAGUAMCUGUUGCAAAUGAAGGCGUAAACGUCAAUGUAUCUACUAAUAAUCACAAACAUAGAGCUAGUACAAAUGAGCAGUCUGGAACGAAUGGCGUUGAGCCGAUCGCACAAAAUUAUCAACACAUAAGUGCAUACUCUCAAACACAAAUUCAGCUGCAACAACAACAUCAUCAACAUAAUCUUUAUCGUCACACCAUACAACAAAAUUAUCAAAAUGAGAAGCAACAGCAAUUUCAGCAACAAAAUAAAUCAGUGAAUGAAGUGGACAAUGGGUUGGAUGAUUUAGAAGAUCAAAUUGAAGCUUCCACAAUACGUUUAGGSGAAAAUAAGACUAUAAAAAUUAAGUUCAAAAAGGAACGUCAGCAGCAUGGGCACACAAUAAAAGGAAAUAACUAUGUAAUUGAGGGCAUAUACCAGCAGGAGGUGUCUGCUGCUUCACCAUCGACGCCGGAAUUCGGUAGAAUUAAAAAUGGCCACACUUUUCAUCCGUACAGCAUGGAUAACACUUCAACACCCAAAACCAGUUCUAAACGCUAYAAAGCAAAGUUGAAGCGUAUUAAUAAACUGCCAAUUAGCACUGGUAGUAGCAGUAAUUCCUCGUCUGCGGAAAAUGGUGGCGAUACUAAUGGCAACAACAGCGCUGUCACUACCGAACACAUACAACCGGCUGAUACUGUGGACGAUGUUGUACAAAACGCCACAUUCAAUGAUAAUGCAAAUUAUUCAUUUUCAAGCGCCGUUGCAUUGGAUAACUCGCAUUGUUCAUUGACUUCGGCGGUGGGACGCCUCAAUUUCCGUGAUGCUACAACAGCAUACAAUACGAGUACGGUGGCAGAUAUUUCCACUUAUCAAGAGAACUCAUAUUUUGCCACACAACAUGAUACGGAGGCGAAGGAGCGACGCCUGCGCAAAGCACACGAAAUCAUUGAGCAUCACUUGAUCAAGGAGGCUAUCGAUCCGUUCAAUAGUGAAUUGUGUCGUGCAUUCCUAACUAAACUUGACUUCCCAGGCUCGGAUGAUAGUUGUGCCAAYUACAAAAUCGUACAAACACCACUGCCAAAGAUAGCGAAUACGCGCACGCUAAGCUUGCCCGAUGGAGUGCAAUUUAAUAUUGAUAAGGAGGUGGGACGUGGCUCCUAUGGCUCAGUAUAUAAAGCAACAGAUGCUAAUACUGGAAAUGUGGUGGCGUUGAAAUUCCAGAAACCGCCAAACACUUGGGAGAUCUAUAUUUGCGAUCAAGUGUUGAAGCGCGUUAAGUCAUCUAGUAUACUGCCGGGUCUUAUGGACAUUUCGGUAGCAAUAAUAGCGCCGAAUGCCAGUAUUAUCGCCACAGAAUUUUCACCAUUUGGCUCACUACUCGAUAUAAACAAUAAGAUACGCCAAGCAACCACAAAAGUGAUGCAUGAGUCAUUGGUCAUGCACUUUUCCGCGCAGAUAUGCAACAUCAUCAAUCACCUACACAUAAAUAAAAUAAUACAUGCGGACAUAAAGCCCGACAAUUUCCUGUUAAUGCGUAUACCCAGUACCGAUUAUCAUUAUCCCUCGCUGCGUCUUAUUGAUUUUGGCUGCGCCAUCGAUAUGACACUCUUCCCCGAGCCGGAUACGACGAAGUUUCGCAAGGUCAUACAAACGGAUGGCUUCACAUGCAUCGAAAUGCAGGAGGGCCGCCCAUGGGCAUACGAAACGGAUUUGUUCUGCAUAGCCGGUACCGUACAUGUGAUGUUGUUGGGCGAGUACAUGCAAUUGCAGAAGCGCGCCGGUACAUGGGACAUUAAGCAGAAAUUGCCGCGUUACUUAAAAAAACACGUCUGGACGAAGUUCUUCAAUGAUAUGUUGAAUAUAAAAAGCACAAAUUUGCCAGACUUGAACGAAAUGCGUCAUACCUUUGAUCAGGAAGCGGCACGCAUGGAUUCCGAAUUGCAGAGCCAAAUACGUACGUUAUCAAAUAUUUUGCAUCGGCGAUAACCGUGGCAAUAYUAGUGAAGCAUAUGGCAAUCGUCAAAUAAUCGUUACCACCCACUUAAUUUUUAUAUAUUUGUUUCUUUUAAUUAUAUCAUAAGUUCACUCAUGCCCAUAUUAUUGACAAUGUCUUACCAUGUGGCAAGUAUUUAGAAAACCCCUUUAUUUCCAUUCAAUUGGUAUCAUAAAUGAAAUUUGUUUUAUGCAAAAAUAAUUGUUUUGCAAUUUCAAUCACUUUAUGUUUUAAGUCAAUGUAUUAUUAAAACCGCUGCGGAGUAAGGUCCUACUGGCGAAAAUGAAACACCAAGUCUUUACUUGGUCUAUUGUAACAACGCUGCGGCCCUUACGCAUCUGUUCUUUGUACCAUAUCGCUUUUGGGCUCACAAGCAAUUGUUUACACAAAUAUAUUUUGUUCGCUUAGGUAAAAGUUAAAAAAAAAAACAUGCUAAAAGCUUUGCAGGCGUACCGUGGACAAGGUUUUGUUGAGGUUAUAAUCAAACAAAAUUAUAUAUGAUGUAUGUGUAUAAUAAAUCCAGAAAAUACAAAAAUUGUGUAUAUAUCGA
Molecule: messenger RNA, 4059 nt
Organism: Bactrocera latifrons
Lineage: Eukaryota; Metazoa; Arthropoda; Insecta; Diptera; Tephritidae
Gene: Bub1
Product: probable inactive serine/threonine-protein kinase bub1
Exons: 4
Coding region: 140-3502 (1120 amino acids)
Biological process (GO): protein phosphorylation; mitotic spindle assembly checkpoint signaling; meiotic sister chromatid cohesion, centromeric
Molecular function (GO): ATP binding; protein kinase activity
Source: RefSeq, a predicted model, not a curated record